AUGUUCCGUAGUCUUCUGCCCCGGGCCACGCCGCGGGCUGCCCUCCGCACUGCUCGCCCUCAGACUACCCCCUCCAACUUCGUCGCUGCUCCUUCUCUCGCUUUGCUCGGGCGCUCAAAACGUGGCUAUGCCUCUGAGUCGGGUGAACAUGAUGUUGUGAUCAUCGGUGGUGGUGUCGCUGGUUACGUUGCUGCCAUCAAGGCCGGCCAGGAAGGCCUGAAGACCGCCUGUAUCGAGAAGCGUGGUCGUCUCGGAGGCACUUGCCUGAACGUCGGCUGUAUCCCCUCGAAAUCUCUGCUCAACAACUCCCAUCUCUACCACCAGAUUCUCCACGACACGAAAAAGCGCGGUAUCGAGGUUGGUGAUGUUAAAUUGAAUCUCGAGCAGAUGAUGAAGGCCAAGGACAACUCCGUCGAGGGCCUGACUAAGGGCAUCGAGUUCUUGCUCAAGAAGAACGGUGUCGACUACGUCAAAGGUACCGGUGCGUUGGUUGAUGCGAACACCGUCAAGGUGGACCUGCUUGAGGGUGGUGAGCAGACCCUGCGCGGAAAGAACAUCGUCAUUGCCACCGGUAGCGAGGCCACUCCCUUCCCUGGCCUGAACAUCGACGAGAAGCGUAUCAUUACUAGCACUGGUGCUCUGUCUCUGCAGGAGGUCCCCAAGAAGAUGGUUGUCAUCGGCGGUGGCAUCAUCGGUCUGGAGAUGGCUUCCGUCUGGUCUCGCCUUGGCUCCGAAGUUACCGUCGUUGAAUUCUUGAACCAGAUUGGUGGGCCUGGUAUGGAUGCGGACAUCGCCAAGCAGGCCCAGAAGAUCCUUGGCAAGCAGGGUAUCAAGUUCAAGACCGGCACCAAGGUCACCAAGGGUGAUGAUAGCGGUGCUACCGUGAGCCUCAACAUUGAGUCUGCCAAGGGUGGCAAGGAGGAGACCCUCGAUGCCGACGUUGUCCUGGUCGCCAUUGGUCGCAGACCUUACACCGAAGGAUUGGGCUUGGAGAGCGUUGGAGUCGAAAAGGAUGAGCGCGGUCGUCUGGUGAUCGACCAGGAGUACCGCACCAAGGUCCCCAACAUCCGGGUCAUUGGUGACUGCACCUUCGGUCCCAUGCUUGCCCACAAGGCCGAGGAGGAGGCCGUGGCGGCCGUUGAGUACAUCAAGAAGGGCUAUGGCCACGUUAACUACGCCGCCAUCCCCAGCGUCAUGUACACUUACCCCGAAGUCGCCUGGGUUGGCCAGAGCGAAGCAGAAAUCAAGGCCGCUGGCAUCAAGUACCGUGUCGGCACCUUCCCCUUCAGCGCCAACUCCCGCGCUAAGACUAACCUCGACACGGAAGGUCAGGUCAAGUUCAUCGCCGAUGCCGAGACCGACCGCAUUCUCGGUGUACACAUCAUUGGUCCCGGCGCCGGUGAGAUGAUCGCCGAGGCAACUCUGGCCGUCGAGUACGGUGCCUCCUCCGAGGACGUUGCCCGGACGUGUCAUGCUCAUCCUACGCUGUCCGAGGCAUUCAAGGAGGCUGCCAUGGCAACCUACUCUAAGGCUAUCCACUUCUAA
Messenger RNA from Aspergillus tanneri, 1545 nucleotides. It is a transcript of the gene LPD1, whose product is annotated as dihydrolipoyl dehydrogenase. Gene Ontology annotation, molecular function: dihydrolipoyl dehydrogenase (NADH) activity; flavin adenine dinucleotide binding. Gene Ontology annotation, cellular component: oxoglutarate dehydrogenase complex; mitochondrion. Bases 1 to 1545 code for a protein of 514 amino acids. The transcript is spliced from 4 exons. NCBI's taxonomy places the organism in Eukaryota, Fungi, Ascomycota, Eurotiomycetes, Eurotiales, Aspergillaceae. The record is from RefSeq and is a predicted model, not a curated record.